Molecule: messenger RNA, 2211 nt
Organism: Cladocopium goreaui
Lineage: Eukaryota; Dinophyceae; Suessiales; Symbiodiniaceae
Source: the annotation of a GenBank genome assembly
AUGAGGGAGCCCGGUGGCCGAAAACAGAGCCAAGAUGGGGAUGCCAUGCGGCUCAUGGCAGACAUGGAACCUGGAGACGUGACGCCUGAGGCAGUGACGACAUCAGAGACGGUGCCAGAGACAGUCAACUCGGUGACCGCUCCCGAGGGUACGGCCAGGGUUUGGAGAAAGCUGGCGAUGGCAAUGGUGCCCUUGGCCCUGAUUGCUGUGGCAUAUCAUCAUUCGGAGCCAUGGGAUGCCACGACCAAGAUGGACGUAGCGGAGACGGUGGAGUUGACGGGGGCACACUCCACCUGGUGGGAUCCCAAUACGCAGUGCACCAAGAUGUUUCGGCACGUGAUGCAGGAUGGCCUAGGAACUGUAGCCAUGGGUGAAUUCGACUUCAGCACCCAAAAGCUCAAGAUGAAGCACAUCAAAACGCCCAAGCAAGCAGCCAAAGCGUUACAGGAUCCCUACACCAACUUCGUGCAUGUUGGGAAGUGCGGCUUCCAGAACCGUGCUGUAGUGUGGCUCUACCCGGACCACACAGGUGACCCCAGUAGUGCUUUCCUAAUGGCCAACGGCGAAUGCCAACGUUUGGCGACGCAGUUCUUGGACAAGGACGACAGUGCGGACUGCGUGGCGGUCUAUCGUGUGAAGAGCCCCAGGUGGGGUCUGGCGGCAUUGGACCAUUUCCACGGUGCCAAUACCAUCACCCACGCCGUGGUCGGGGGUCACGGCUCGGAUUCCACCAAGGAGGAUGGUGUGCUGGUCAUGAGCAGGAUGAUUUACCUCAGCGGGGUGAAAAGUGUCGACUCUAUGGCACUGGUAGAUACUCUCCACAUCAAGCUCACCAUGCAUGCGACCGUUUUCCUUGACUCAUGCUACGCGGGAAUCAAUGGCAUUGCAGAGAUGUUCUCUAAAAAGAUACCGGAGCACUGGAUCAUGGGUGGCACUGUGUCCUUGCAGUCAUACAUCAAGGUGCACUCCACUCCCUUCGAUGGCAGUGCGGAGAGUGGUCCCACCCAGGUGACUUCGGAGAUUGCGGAGGACAGGGUCAUCGACCCAUCACUGAAGAUCGCUAUGGGCAGAGGCAAUACUCAGGCAAACUACGUCCAGGGCAUGAUCCUUCAACCCGAAGACGGCAAGAUGGUGCAGAGCAAGAGUUACUACAAGACGGGCGAGCGAAUGGUCGCAUGGCUCGGUGGAAAGAAUAUGGGCGCUGUGACGCAAUGGCUGUAUCCCUCAGGCAAUGGCAAGGUGUUGAAGAUCGGCUCCAAGGUGAAGGUGCUGAAAUCCUUCGAAGCCUUCCGAAUGGAAACCUCCAGGACUAAGGCCUUGGCUGUCUUCCCUCAGAGCCUGCCGGAGGGCUUGAGUGGGACCUGCGUCUUCCUGCAUAGCAUUGGAAAUGCGCCAACUUCAGGAAAUGCUCUGAUUACUUUUGAUCUGCCCAAAGAAUAUCAGGAUGCAGACAAAACUGGUGGUGCUGGACAGACACUCGGUGCCUUGCUGGUCCUCACCACGGAUUUUCAGCAUUUGGAGAUUGAGGGUUUCUACGAGACCACCGCUCUGAUUCACGAUCCCUUGGGGCAGUGGGCCAUCCAGCCUGACGAGACCAUUGUCCCUGCUGAUGAUAGUGAGGUAGAAGAAGAUGAGGCAAUGGACGAAUUUGAGAAGUAUUUCCAGGGAGGCAAGAAACCGAAGAUCUUGGUGACCACCCAGAAGAAACCCAGUCGAAAGAUGUACGCGUUCCUGAAGGAGCUGGUUUGCGUCAUCCCCAACUGUUUCUACUACCCACGCAAAGAGUUUCCUUUCAAGAAGAUUUGCGAGUACGCCAGCAAUAGGGACUUCACAGAUGUGAUGCUCUUCCAUGAGAAAGCCCAAGUGUUGCAAGGUGUCUACAUCUCGCACUUGCCCAAAGGGCCCACCUCUUACUGGCGUAUCACUCGACUGAAGCUGGGUCAAGAGAUGAAGGGCGGGGCCAGCUGCAACGCCAGUCACAACCCUGAGUUGAUCCUGAAUCAGUUUGUUACUCGCUUGGGUCGACGACUGGCGCGGCAGUUGGCCGCCUUGUUCCCGCAGAGGCCUGACUUUGAGGGCAGAAGGACAAUCACCUUCCACAAUCAGCGCGACUUUGUUUUCUUCAGACAUUACAGGUACGCCUUCAAGGACAAGGGCGAAAAGUGCAAAUUGCAGGAGAUUGGGCCUCGCUUCACCAUGAAAUGCCGGUGA